Myotis brandtii (Brandt's bat) is the source of this 2307-nucleotide messenger RNA. RefSeq names its product glypican 2 (gene GPC2). Gene Ontology annotation, cellular component: cell surface; extracellular region; synapse. NCBI's taxonomy places the organism in Eukaryota, Metazoa, Chordata, Mammalia, Chiroptera, Vespertilionidae. Gene Ontology annotation, biological process: smoothened signaling pathway; cell migration; regulation of protein localization to membrane. The record is from RefSeq and is a predicted model, not a curated record. The transcript has 10 exons. Bases 138 to 1787 code for a protein of 549 amino acids.
CGGUGUUCAGUUUCCCGAGGUCGCGCUCUUUCUCUGGCCGGCGGGACGGUCCUGCAGCAGAGAACCGGCUUCCCGAGUUCGGGCAGCUCCUCUUCCCUCCGUAGGACCCUCUGUGCUGUUCCAGGGUCGCAGCAGCUAUGUCCGCGCUGCGAACUCUUCUGCUGCUGCUGCUGCCUCUCUGUCCCGGUCCUGGUCCUGGACCCGGGAGCGAGGCAAAGGUCAUCCGGAGUUGCACGGAGACCCGGCAAAUUCUGGGGGCCCGGGGAUAUAGCUUAAGCCUACUCCCUCCCGCCCUGAUCUCAGGUGAGCACCUCCGGAUCUGUCCCCAAGAAUACACUUGCUGUUCCAGUGAAAUAGAGGAGAGGCUGACCUGGGACACUGAGGCUACUUUCCGAGGCCUGGUGGAGGAGAGCGGCUCCUUCCUGGUUCACACAUUGGCUUCCCGGCAUAGAACAUUUGAUGAGGUUUUUCGGGAGAUGCUCUCAUCAGCUGAGCACUCCCUGGCCCUGCUCUUCCACCGCUCCUAUGGCCGCCUAUAUUCCCAGCAUACCCCCUUAUUCAGCGGCCUGUUCUCUCGGCUGCGGGACUACUAUGAGAAGUCUGGUGAGGGGUUAGAUGACGCCUUGGUGGAUUUCUGGACGCAGGUCCUGGAGAGAAUGUUCCCCCUGCUGCACCCACAGUACAUCUUCUCCCCUGAAUACCUGUUCUGCCUCACUCGCCUUGCCUCCUCUGCUGAUGACUCUCUGAAGCCUUUCGGGGACUCACCCCGUCGCCUCCGCCUGCAGAUAACCCGGGCCAUGGUGGCUGCCCGGGCCUUUAUCCAGGGCUUGGAGACUGGAAGAGAUGUGGUCAGCGAAGCACUUAAGGUCCCCUUGUCCGAAGGCUGUAGGCGGGCUGUAAUGCGUCUGACUGGCUGCCCCUUUUGUCGCGGGGUCCCCCUGCUGCCGCCUUGCCGGGGCUUCUGCCUCAACGUGGCCCAUGGCUGCCUCAGCAGCCGGGGACUGGACCCUGACUGGGGGGCCUAUCUGGAUGGUCUCCUGUUCCUGGCUGAGAAGAUCCAGGGCCCCUUUUCCUUUGAGCUGGCAGCUCAGGCCAUUGGGGUGAAGAUCUCAGAAGGUUUGAUGUACCUGCAGGAAAACAGUGUAGGGGUGUCCACCCAGGUGUUUCAGGAAUGUGGGGUCCCCCCAAAGGCGAUGGCCCGUGCCCACCGAGCCCUGGCACCCAUGGAAGAAGCAGGCCGGCUCUGGACCGCGGCAGCAGGGGCGGAGGAGGAGCAGCCCACGACAGCUGCGGGCAACAGCCUGCCCCGCAUGCCCCCGCAGGCCUUGGACAUCACCCAGGAAGCGGCGCCCUGCUGGACCGGAACCGGGCGGGGCCGGUACUUGUUGCCGGUAGUCGGAGGCCCCCUGACCCAGCAGCUCAACAAUCCAGAGCUGGAUGCGGAAACCUCAAACCCCGACCUCCGGACUCGGAUGCAGCGGCUGCAACUCCGGUCAGCUACAGUGAGGAUGAGGGCAGCCGCCCAGGGACGCGACCUAGAUCUGGAGGACUGGGAUGAGGAUGCCAGUGGCUCUGGAGAAGGACAGCACUAUGCAGAUGACUGGAUGGCUGGGGCAGCAGCUGUGGGCCCCCCAGCCCGGCCUCCUCGUCCUCCUGGCCGCAAAGGAGGUUUCAUCGUCCGCCAAAACCAGGGCAGGAGCAGGACUGGGGGGACAUCUGUUGGUUUUCACACCCAACCCAUUCUCAUUCUCUUCCUCUCAGCCCUGGCCCUGCUUGGACCUCGAUAACAGGGGAAGGGUGCCCUGGCAUCAGAGAGGUUCAUGGCCCUUUCUCUCCUCCCCUCUCAGCUGGAUCUGGGGAGGAGUUGAAGGGGGCUGCAGAGAGGGUUGAGAAGGGACUUUUUGGGUGAAUGGCUAGGGCCCCAAAUCCAGGAGAUUCCCAUUGGGAUUGGGUGGGUGUUCACAUAUUUAUUUUUUCGUUUGGUAUCCGGGUGGGGAGGCUGGGGGUAUUUAUUUAGGCUGUGGUCUCUCCAACUGAGCCUCUAAGUUUGGGCUCUGGUGGUCAGCCCCAAGGAGGAGAAAGGGAAGAUUUUUAGAGUGACGGUUGGGGGGUAGGGUUUGAAGGGAGUUGGAAGUGGGGAGUGGUGGGUUCACCUGGUCUCUGAAAUGGACAAAGCUGGGUGCUGAUAGGGUGCAGGGCAGGGAACUUGGGUCUGUGUAUCAGGAUCCCUGGUCCUUGGUUCUAUGUGUGUUUUUUCAGUACCAAUUUCUUAAACUAAAACGCAAAAAAAAAAAAAUUCAUGACCUC